Molecule: messenger RNA, 2759 nt
Organism: Pectinophora gossypiella (pink bollworm)
Lineage: Eukaryota; Metazoa; Arthropoda; Insecta; Lepidoptera; Gelechiidae
Exons: 3
Coding region: 153-1340 (395 amino acids)
Source: RefSeq, a predicted model, not a curated record
CUUCGGGUCUCAACCGAAGACGAUUACUUUAUUACUUGCAGCAGUACAUGAGUUGGUGUCAUCUCCGUCACAUAUUUAGAGCCUAAUAUCACAAAAAAACAAAACCUAUUUCCUUUCUCCCUCCAACACUGCAUCGGUAAUGCACCCGCACGAUGACCUCAUUACGUGUUUUUGUGUUAUCCAAGUCACACGUUCUACGUUUUGUUGAGAAAUUAUUUUUCGUUAGUAAUUACCGACGUACAAUAAUGGGAAAAAGGAAGCGAUCGGCAUCGAGGGAUAGUGAUUAUGAUGGCAUUUUGCGAAAAAUGAGGAGGUUGGAGCGUAAAAUUAAGAAAAGACAAAGACAACGGUCAUUAUCUGUGUCGUCGGAAGAUUCACGGCCAGAUUAUACAGGUGGAGGCCAUCUAGAAGAAACCCUCUAUGACGAGGUUAUUACUAUUGACAAUAACGAGUGCUCGCCUACUCAGCUCGAGACAACUGAGCCAGCCGACACCGAUGAUCCAAGCGAACCGGCGGCGCCGGCGGCGCCGGCGGCGAGCGCAGAUGUACAGGAUGAUGCUACAGAGGCGCCGUUAGAACCUGAAGUUCUACAACUCCUUGGUGAAGACCUUGUGAAUCAAAAAAGUUUCGGAGAUAAUUUGCAUAAGGACAUUGCUCCUAGAUGGACGCAUAUUCUUGUUAAUGGCCUGUCUAAAGAUAACCAAUCCGAACUGUUGAAACGUUACUUACCACCAGAGAAUUGUCCAAAUCUAAGAGCACCAAAACUCAAUUUAGAAAUAAAAGCGGCUCUUCCGGACAUAAAUGUAAAAAAAGAUUUGUACAACCAAGGUAAACAAAACCAACUAGCUAGUAGUCUCGCUGCAAUUGGACAAGUCUUAAAUUGGGCCCUUGCAUCUAAAAGUACGGUUCCUCAGGAUAUAAUAAAGACUUUGAGUGACGCUGGAAGACUUAUUUGCGACAGUCAUUACAGAGAAUCACAAGCUCGCAGGUACGCUGCGCUAAAUAUUCUCAAUAAAAAUAUCAGAGAUACGGUGAAAAAUACUAAGAUAGAUGAACAUCUUUUUGGAUCUGAUUUGUCAGAACAUAUCAAAUCAUCGAAAGCCAUUACCAGGACUGGAUCGGAAUUGAAACAGGCGCCACGAACUCCAUACAAGGCGCCUCCAGCUCCACAAGUGCAGAGGGGAGCUUUAAACUCGAGGGGGGCGUCGCGUGCAGCAGCGGCAGAGCCGCGGACGAACCCCGCAGCACGCCGGCCGCCGCGGGAUCGCCGCCAGGACUCGGCGCGGGGUCGCCGCCCCAACACCGCACACACGCGCCAGCAGGCGAGGGGACGCCAGUAGAAAUCCUACCACAGGGACUGCCAUCCACUCCACGCAGACCUUAUCCUGGUGGCAGCCAAAUUAUCAGGGAGUCAAUGAUUAGGCGUGGUGUACCACAAGAGUCCCUAGAUAUAUUGAUGGCGUCUUUUGCAUCAAAUACAUUAAUUCAAUAUAACAGUUCAAUAAAGUCUUGGUGGCUAUAUUGUAAAAAUAAUCAUUUUGAUAUUUAUGAGGCUAACACUAGUACAGUAAUACUAUAUUUAACCAAGAAGUUUGAGGAAGGCGUUGGAUACAGUAGUCUAAAUACACAUAGGUCUGCUUUAUCAAUCAUUCUUGGUACCCAUAUUACUUUAAAUGACUGUGUCAAUCGUUUUUUAAAGGGCGUGUAUAGGCUUAAGCCUCCUAAACCUAAAUAUAAUUCAACAUGGGAUACAAAUACAGUGAUAGACUACCUUUCCAAUAUGCAUCCAUAUGAUAAUAUUUCGUUAGCUGAUUUGUCGUAUAAAGCUUGUACUUUACUAGCAAUAGCCUCUGCCCAAAGGAUGCAGACUCUUGGUCUGAUCAAAAUAAACAAUAUAUUAUUACAAACUAAUAUGAUUGUGAUUAGAAUCACCGACUUAAUCAAAACCUCGAAACCUGGAGCCUGCCAACCACUAAUCAAAUUACCUUUCAUUCAUGAAAACCCUAGUAUUUGCCCGGCGCUAGCAAUCAAAACUUAUUUAGAGAAAACCAAAGAUUUGCGUGGUAAUCAAGAACACCUUUUCAUAGGGAUACGUAAACCUUAUAAAAACGUUGGUUCUCAAACUUUGGCGAAAUGGGUUAAAAAGGUACUGCAAGACAGUGGAAUUGAUAUAACGAUAUUUGGAGCUCACAGUACUCGAGCAGCGUCCACAUCUGCGGCUCACAGGUCGGGGGUUAAUUUGGAAGUGGUUCGCAAGGCUGCAGGCUGGAGCGACUCCUCGAAUGUAUUUCUAAAAUAUUAUUUUAGAGAGGUUGUACAUACAGACAAUAACGAAUUUGUAAAUGCUGUAUUAAACACAAAUUAAGUUAGGAACUUACACAUUGAGGUUAAUUACACUUAUAUUAUUAACUUUCAUAGGUUAAGAGAACUAUAAAUGUAUUUUUACCUUUCUGAUCAUAUUCUUUGAUUAAAUAUUACAAAUGUUAUUAUAAUAUAUAGUUUAUUACAUUAAAACUUACGAUUACAAUAUUUUUCUUUUUUACAAUAUUACAUUGCUCUGAACAUCUGCAAGUAAUAAAGUAAUCGUCUUCGGUUGAGACCCGAAGUAUAAUUAAGAAUCAAACGAACUUACCUAGUGAUGUUUGAUUCCAAUUAUGCGAGGGUCUCAACCGAAGACGAUUACUCCAUCCCGACCUCACCCACCCAAAAAAAAAAAAAAAAAAAAAUGUUUAUUACACAAAAACCUUACUCUGAAACAA